Molecule: messenger RNA, 3278 nt
Organism: Callorhinus ursinus (northern fur seal)
Lineage: Eukaryota; Metazoa; Chordata; Mammalia; Carnivora; Otariidae
Gene: AASDHPPT
Product: aminoadipate-semialdehyde dehydrogenase-phosphopantetheinyl transferase
Cellular component (GO): cytosol
Molecular function (GO): holo-[acyl-carrier-protein] synthase activity; magnesium ion binding
Source: RefSeq, a predicted model, not a curated record
AGUCGCCCAACCAACUGAGCCAGGCGCCCCCAAAGUAAUGCAGAUUUUAGAAAAGUCAAUGUUAGAAUGGAAGGGGAAAAUCCUUGAAAGAUAUUUCAUAAAAUAUUACAGACUUUGUCAUUUCAUACCCUUGGAUAUUUUUGCGUGAUUUUAGUAAUUUGUUUCUUAAUAAUUAAUGGAAGUGGGACAAUGGAAGGAGUAUAUGGGAAACAAGUCGUGCAUUGCUAAUUACUGAAGCUGAGUGAUGGGUAUACGGGAUCUAGAAAUACCUGGACAUAUGCACAAAGAUGUAGGUACAACAGGGCUGUUCACUGGGAAAUUUUUUAUAAUAGCUAACCUAGAGCCAGCCUAAAAGUACGGUAGUAGGGAAAUAGUCCAUCGGGGGGGUAUCUUGAUGUUGUGAAAUACUAUACUACAGUCAAAAGGGGACAGACCAGACUCUUGUACAUGUACAGACAUGAAAUAACCCCCAACACUUGCAAGUUACAAAGCUUAGGCGUGGUGCAGUACUCCAUAUAGUAGAUCUCAAAUAUGUCUACGUUAAAAAAAUUGAUAAAGAGGGACUUUAACUUUUUCUUCUACCUUCUUAAGCAUUGCUUAAAUCUUCGUACAGUGAGUUUAGUACUUAUACUUUUAAACACUUAAAAAUGAAUUUAUUCUAGAAACCACAAAAAUAGACUUUGUAUGUUACAGGCAGGGUACCUGAAUGUUUAGUAGACUUUAAUACAUACCACAUGUUUUACUUACUUAACAGGCUGGUCGUCUGAUGAUAAGGAAAUUAGUUGCAGAGAAAUUGAAUAUCCCUUGGAAUAAUAUUCGUUUGCAAAGAACUGCAAAGGGAAAACCAGUUCUCGCAAAAGACUCCUUGAAUCCCUACCCCAAUUUCAACUUUAACGUCUCUCAUCAAGGGGACUAUGCCGUGCUUGCUGCUGAACCUGAGCUACAAGUUGGAAUUGAUGUAAUGAAAACUAGUUUUCCAGGUCGUGGUUCAAUUCCAGAAUUCUUUCAUAUUAUGAAAAGAAAGUUCACCAACAAAGAAUGGGAAACAAUCAGAAGCUUUAAGGAUGAGUGGACUCAACUGGACAUGUUUUACAGGAAUUGGGCACUGAAAGAAAGCUUCAUAAAAGCCAUUGGUGUUGGACUAGGCUUUGAAUUGCAACGGCUUGAAUUCGAUAUAUCCCCAUUAAAUCUGGAUAUCGGCCAAGUUUAUAAGGAAACACGUUUGUUCCUGGAUGGGGAAGAAGAAAAAGAAUGGGCAUUUGAAGAAAGCAAAAUAGACGAGCACCAUUUUGUUGCAGUGGCUCUUAGGAAACCGGAUGGAUCUAGACAUCAGGUUCCAUCUGAAGAUGAUUCUAAACCAACUCAGAGGCAGUUUACUGUUCUCACCUUUAAUGAUUUAAUAUCAUCUGCUGUUCCUAUGACCCCUGAAGAUCCUUCGUUUUGGGACUGUUUUUGCUUCACAGAAGAAAUCCCAAUACGAAAUGGUACAAAGUCAUGAUAGGAGUCCCGGAGUAACAAAGGAAAAUGAAAACUGUUUGUAAUCUUCUGUAUUCACAAAAUAAAUGCCUGAUAGUGUCAAAUUUUAUUUCAAAAACCAGUUUUCAAAAAAAACACAACUUUUCCUAUUAGAAACAGCAGGCUGUCGGUGUGUGUGUCCCUCUUCUUCUCCCCCAUUUGCACGGGAUUGACAAGGGGUAGAAAAGGUAGCAGGACCCUAAAAGUGAUAAGUGCUUGUUGUAGAAAAGAGUAGAAAAUGCAGAUAUGCAAAGAGGAAACAUUCAAAUUCUUACCUUUCGGCGAUCACGAUUCCUAGAACCCGAAGUAUCUUUCUAGACCUUCUAGGCAGAGGAAUCCAUAUUAGUACACCUUUUCUUUAUGGAAACGUAGUGUUGUGUGAUGUUUUAUUGUCCCGACUGCACGUCUCCUGGUCGUCCCCGUGCGUUUGUGGCCCGACGGGUGCUAGAGGCUUCUGCCGUGUGGUCAGUACCGGGAUGCUUUAGACCAGAGCUGACAGUGCCCGACUGUAGUGAAGCUCAGCCGCCUGACCGCACGCACACCGCCCGGCUGCCCUUGAGGGCACUUGGCUCGCCCGAGCCUCACUUGACUGGUUUUGCCUUCAGCUUCUCUCCCUCGUUGUACGAGCUGCUCUUGUAACUUCAGCUCACAUUCGUAGAAUUGUAUCUAAUAGGCUGCAAAGGCCAUUUCUCCUCUCGCAUCUCGUUUCUGUCAGUGAAGAGGACUUGCCCAGAUCCCCGCGUUUCCCCUCAGUUCCUGAUGACUCAGAUCCCUGAGAAGGCUGUUCUCCGACAGUGUCUGCCUCUGCGGGAAGUGGACUCUGGGUGAGGCCGAGGCGCCGUUGGGGGCACAGGCUUGCGGGGAGCAUCCACCGCGCUGCCUGAGGCCCAAGCGAGGUGCACCGCGGUGCUCGACUCCUCACCCGGGCCGGGCGUCCGGAUUGUCUGCGGUUUUUACGAUCAGCAGUGGUGCAGCGAAUGGCACUGUAACCACAUUGUGAGGUACAUGCCUGCUUAGGUCCUUACCAAAAAUUCUACAGGUGGCUCACAAGGCUUGGCGUUCUUAACAGCUUUGAUGAGUAUUCCCAGAUGGCUCCCGAGAGGCCCUGUAAUUCACGCUUCCAGUUAGUGUUAGGUGUGACCAGCCCUUCACCCCACCCACAUUCUCCCUGCUCAGCUGUAGAUAUGAGCCCUUUUUUUAAUUUAAUCUUUGCCAAUAUACGUGAAAAAUGGUACCUUAUUUUUUUAAUUUGUAUCUCUUUAAUUACAAAUGAGAUUGAUACAUCGGUGUUGUUUUUGGCUGUUUUUAUUCCUUUUUUAUGGACCACUCGUUCAUUGUGUUUGCCUGUUUUAAUUUAGCAAGUAGGACUUAAAGGUGGGAACAUAAUAUAUGAGAUGCCAAGACCAUCCUGUCAAUGACAGAAUCACUUCUGUGGCUGUCGUGCAUGUCUUGGGGAGUUAAAGUCUUGUUAAAUAUCGAGAAGUGAAAUAAUUUCAUUGUUUUUGUUACUAAAAUUAAGAAUUGUGUGUAGAUUGUAUAAAAUUAGAUACUUUGUUUAGUAAAAAAAAUUGGAAUGUUUUGUAAUUUUUUUAUUUUAUUAAGCAUGCCCAAAUAUCCCAAGCAUAGUAAGUAAUGUGUUUUUAAAAGAUCAAGUAGCAUCCGAAAUAGGAAACAUUGUUACCCCUAGCAUGAAUGUGAUGGUGAAAUGGAAACCUGUCAUCUGUCUUGUCAUGAUAAUAAAGCAGUUAACUUUCGUGAAUUUU